Bactrocera tryoni is the source of this 5900-nucleotide messenger RNA. It is a transcript of the gene Usp47, whose product is annotated as ubiquitin carboxyl-terminal hydrolase 47. Gene Ontology annotation, cellular component: nucleus; cytosol. Gene Ontology annotation, biological process: protein deubiquitination. Bases 381 to 5603 code for a protein of 1740 amino acids. The transcript is spliced from 10 exons. Gene Ontology annotation, molecular function: cysteine-type endopeptidase activity; cysteine-type deubiquitinase activity. Lineage: Eukaryota; Metazoa; Arthropoda; Insecta; Diptera; Tephritidae. The record is from RefSeq and is a predicted model, not a curated record.
AACAUACUUUACUGAAUGCAAUAAACAUACUUUACUGAAAGCAUACAUACAUAUUUACAAAUAAAAAACGUUGUGAUAUGCAUACAAGUUUUUAACACAAAGAGAAAACAAUUCCAAUUAAACAGAAAUACAGCUAAAGUAGUCAUAGCGGUAUUAAGCUAUGUAAAUCACAUCUAAUAAUCCAAUUCGCUUAUUUAGCUCGAAAUUAUUACAACAUUAACUACAUAUUGCUUUUUGACUUCAUUGUGAAAUAAAUAACGUUCUAAGGAUGUUGUGAUUUUGUGACGAUCAAAACAGAUUUUAGCUUCCCAGUGUAUUACUUUAUGCUAGGUAAAUCAUGAGUACGCGAUAAAUUUACCGAUUUCAGUGAUUGCAGCGACAUGGUCCAAUUGGAUCAAGAGAAGAGCACACAAUGUGUAGUGCAUGAUCUUACACCCGGUUCAGAGCAAAAAAAAAUAAAUAUUGUUGUGCGUUCACAGUACACAAUCGAGAAGGUGUUUCGUAAUAUAAGUACACAGUAUCCCUAUGAGGCGUAUGAUUUGUUAUUACAGCCCAAUGAAACAGAAAAUCCACUGCUACAUUUGAAUGCUCGUAAAAACGAGCUGCUCUUCGCCGCGCCCGGUUUUUCGGCGCAAGAGAAAAAUGUGCUUGUAUUGCUGCCACCAGACGUCUGGGACGGUGAUGUGCAGAAACGCUUUGAUUUCACUAAACCAUUGAGUAAAAAGAAAUGCAUUUCAAAGACCAACGGGUCCACAGGAACGACGUCGCCGAAAAAGAGCACAGUUAAAACAACAAAAACAGUUAAAGUAUCAAGCGCAGUCAAAGCUUCAAGCGCAGAUAAAGCUGUCAACGCUGAAAAAAGCACAGACAAAGCUUCAAACGCAGUUAAAGAUUCUAACGCAGUUAAAACUUCAAGCACAGCCGAAGCUUCAGGCACAGACAAAGCUUCCAACGCAGUUAAAGAUUCAAACGGAGUUAAAGCUUCAAGUACAGCCGAAGCUUCAAGCACAGACGAAGCUGCAAUCGUAGUAAAAGCUUCCAAGGCAGUGAAAGCUUCAAGCGAAGCCAAAGCAUCAAGCGUGGAAGCUUCAAGCACAGCCGAGACUUCAAGCACAGACAAAGUUUUCAACGCAGUUAAAGAUUCAAACGGCGUUAAAGCUUCAAAUACAGCCGAAGCUUCAAGCACAGACGAAGCUGCAAUAGCAGUAAAAGCUUCCAAAUCAGUGAAAGCUUCAAGCAAGGCCAAAGCUACAAGCACAGACGAAGCUGCAAGGGCAGGAAAAGCUUCCAACACAGUAAAAGCUUCAAGCACAGCCAAAGUUUCAGACACAGUUAAAACUUCUGCCGUCGAUGCACUUAGCAUUGAAGUUAACACGCCUCCAACUGUAACAAACGGUGUUGAUGCCACCAGCAGCACCGACAGCAACAGCACAACCAACGGUACAAUGAAUGGACACAGCGAAGUUGUUAACAACGAACAUAACGGUAACAACAACAACAGCAACGUAUAUAUUGGCAUUAAGUCUGACGACAACAACAAACACAACGAGAAUUUAUUGAAAAAUAAUGUGAUGAGCGAUGUGGUUGGUAGUGACGACGCUUCGUCCACCGUUGCCGAAGAGUCAUUACCACUGUAUACAUUGAAAUUGAGUCCACUCUCCGAUACAGAUUUUUUAUCCGACGAUGAUUUGGCGUUGGGCGCUUCGGCUAGUCCCACCGAGACGGAACCUUUCGGUGGUGAUGGCUUGUUGAAACUACGCAACACCUCACCACGUAGUCCCAAAUAUGGACCACUAACCGAAGGUGAAACGUAUCAACAGAUGACACUUGACCGCGAUUUCACGCGUUUAGGCAAGAAACUGCAACCCAUAUCCACUUCGGCUGUAACCAAUACCACAACUGCAACAGGCGGCAGCACAAUGUCGACAAUGAGUAACGGCGGCGGCGGUGGCGCCAAUGGUUAUGUGGGUUUGGUAAAUCAAGCCAUGACUUGCUAUUUGAACAGUUUGCUGCAGGCCCUCUUCAUGACGCCUGAAUUUCGCAAUGCACUUUAUCGCUGGGAGUUCGAUAAUGACAACGAAGCCAAAAAUAUACCCUACCAAUUGCAGAAACUCUUCCUCAAUUUGCAGACAUCAAAGAAAUCCGCCGUAGAGACGACAGACUUGACGCGUAGCUUUGGUUGGGACUCAACCGAGGCGUGGCAACAGCAUGACAUACAGGAAUUGUGUCGUGUUAUGUUCGAUGCGUUGGAGCAUAAAUUCAAGAAUACCAAACAAAUGAAUUUGAUCGCCAGUUUGUAUGAAGGCAAAAUGCUUGAUUAUGUCAAAUGUUUAGAGUGCAAUACGGAGAAGACACGCGCCGACACCUUUCUCGAUAUACCGCUGCCGGUGCGCCCGUUCGGCAGUACUGUUGCCUAUGGCAGCAUCGAGGAGGCCUUACGUGCUUUUGUACAACCCGAAACACUGGACGGGAAUAAUCAAUAUUUUUGCGAGAAAUGCAACAAGAAAUGUGACGCACACAAAGGUUUGAAGUUCAAGAACUUUCCUUACAUAUUGACGCUGCAUCUGAAACGCUUUGAUUUCGACUAUCAGACCAUGCAUCGCAUCAAAUUGAAUGACAAAGUAACUUUUCCGCAAAUGUUGAACUUGAAUAGCUUCAUUAAUCCGGCCGAUCUGGAGAGUCCUGUCCCGAGCACUUCCACAAACGCCGCCACCACAAGCAACACGCCAGGCAAUAUCGCAACCCAUAGUUUUAUACCGAACAGCGCAACUUCGACCAACGAUGAUUGCAGCACGACCGACAGCGGCUCGGCUAUGGAGGAAGAUUUAUGCUGCAGCGGCACGGCCACCACUGCCAGCUCUAGUCAGCAUGAAAAUGAUAUGAAUGACGAUGAUGAGGGCAUCGAUAUGAGCACCAGCACUGAUCAUCGCAUAAAUAGUAGCAAUGCUAGUGUUGAACAACGUAUCAAACAUGACAAUGGCCCCUAUUUAUAUGAGCUAUUCGCUAUAAUGAUACAUUCGGGCAGCGCUUCGGGCGGUCAUUACUACGCGUACAUAAAGGAAUUCGAUAACAAUGGGUGGUACUGUUUCAAUGAUCAAUCUGUUUCGCCGAUUACUGAGGAAGAUAUUGAGAAGUCAUUUGGUGGCGGUUCCAGUCGCGCCUACUACUCCAGCGUGUACAGCUCAAGCACCAAUGCAUAUAUGUUGAUGUACCGUCAAAUAGAUGCACAACGCAAUGAACAUGCAACAAAAAGCAACGAAUUCCCCGAACAUAUCAAUCAGCUCUUGCCGAAAUUACAUCAGGAAGAGGAGACACGUGUACCGCGCAGCUCCGGACGUCACGGUGUAGUCGUUUCCGACUUGUCCGUACAAGAGCUGAUCAAACCGCGCGUCAGUUUCUAUAAUCCAGAAUUGAAAAAGAUCAAAUCCGCACGCGCCUAUGUCAGUAGUUUCCAUAUAAAAUCCGUGCUGGAGUCCGCCUAUCAAAUGUUGAAUGUGGAGAAAUUUGCACCGUUAUCACGUUGUCGUCUAGUUGUUUACAAUGAUAUGGGCGAACAGAUUUGUCAGUCGUUGGAACACAUCAGCGAUCCAACGCUCAGCGAAUUGCGUCAACAAACAGACGGACCAUUGGAAUUUUUGCUAGAAACCAGAGAGGAAGGACAAGAAUUUGAGAUUUACAAACCGGGUGGCGUCACAUGGAAUGUAUACAUAGUUAAUGUGGCGAAAAUGCAAUUGGACGGGCCACAUCUGGUAUAUGCGCCGUCAAGGGAAGCGAACGCCGCUUUGUUACAUUCGAUUGCCGUACGCCUUAAUCUAAAUGAGAACCAAUUGCUAUUGGCCACAGUGAAGACUGAUGCAUUUGUUGCGCUGGACACAGCGUCAUCAGAGAACGACACAGCCGAAGGUAUGCAACGGCAGGUCAUAACGCAGGAAGAUCUGCAAGAGAUCGCGCAAGAGCAGUUUAGAGGUUUAACAUAUAUUUACCUAAAUGUACCGAAUACGGAUGCGAGUACGUUGGAAAUAUUGGAUAUACCCGCGCUGGAAACGCCCACAAUUGAGGUCAGCGCAGACGUUGUCGACGCCGUGCAAAUGAAUGCAAAUGUCCUGCAUACACUAAGUCCAUCCAAUAGUGAUAGCACAUCAAAUCUUUCACAAAAGAGCUGUGCGCGCGAAUCACCAUUAUUACCUGCCGCCGCCGCCGCCGCCGCCGCUGGGCAGGAAUCCCAUUCGGAAGAUAGCAGUUUAAGUGAUGGCGAUCGCACCCUGGUCGAAUCAUUGCACAAUCGUUACGGCGGCGAUAGUCAAAUCUCAUCGACCAGUCAUUCGCCUUAUCUCUCCAGCCCCGAAGAUGAUGCGUACAAUAAAGCGAACUCGUUGAAACGCAUACACGAUCUCUUCCAAAUGGCACCCGACCAUACAAUGGAAACUGCCUCGUUGUCACGCAGUAAUACGCCACAAUUCUUCUAUGCGGAGAAAAUCAAUGCCGUGGAUCUCAUGACAAUUUCGCCCCGAAUUCACAGUAGUAGUACCAACGAUCCGAACGAGGAGUUGGCGCGCAAGCCAACACAUUCAUAUAAGAUCAUUGUGGAUCCACGCAUGAAAAUGUCAACAUUCACGCGACAUGUUGAAUCGCUAAUCGGUGUACCAUCCAACUAUUUUAAGUUACAGCACAAAUACGAAGUCAUUGACCUGAUGUCGACAGUGCUCUUCGUGUGUAUGGGUGAAACGUUGAGCGUUGAGCUGGGGAAAGUGCUGCAGCCGGACGAAGACAAGGCGAAGAUCUCAUUUAUGCGGCUGUCAGAGUUGGACAACGAUACUGGCAAAUUGCCCUGUAUAUGUGAAUGGGUGUGUAAGGCCAGCAUGACGGUCGCCGAAGCAAAGAAGGAGCUGAUAGCGAAACUGCAUCGCAUCGACGCCAAAUAUAAAACACUUAAUCUAAACAAUUGUCGUCUGUGGUUGAAGGGUGGCCGCAAUCCCAUUGAAAUUAUGGGCGAUGAUGAAACGUUGGGUACAGAUUUGCGCUCAAUGGCGGGCGCGGAGUUCCUAGUGCAAGAGUGUGAAGCUGGUGUUAGUCCUCAGGUGCCCGCAGAUAGUCUUACGAUUUUCGUGCGGCGUUGGCAUGCGGACAAAUUGCAAUUGGAUAAAUUCCAGGAAGUUACACUAGAAAAGGAAAGUGAAAUAAGAGCGGAGUUGGCGAAAAUUACCGACAUACCGCAAGAGCAUAUAGCCUAUAGUAAGAUAAACGGUUCUUUUCCGUGCACAAACAUUUCUCUUUUAAGUAUCAACAGCACGCUUAGUUGGUUCUCAAUACCGGCCACAUUAAAUAAAUAUCCAUUAACGUCAACAGUCAGCGGAAAUGUCUACUUUUACAAAGAUGUCACCAAAGCACCCAAAGAGCCCACAACCGAGGAGCGUCGUGAACUGAGCACCCGUGAAAAGUUACGCCUCGAUCGUUUGGGCUGCAUGUCCACGUCGCUUUACUCACCGCGUCGUGAGCGUGCGCUUAAGAUCUACCUUGAUUCGCCACAAUCGAAUAAUAACAGUAGUACGACGUUGGCGUCAUCAUCAUCCAGCAUAUCGACUGUAAAAGCGGCGGAAGAUUAACAGAGUGGCGAAGCAAAAUACCAAUAAUUAUAAGAAUAACGACAACAACAACAACAAUUCAUGCGGAGGAGUAACUCCAGUUUGUGAUGAUUCAGUGACAAGGCAGUUGAACGAGUAUGUCGAGAGUGCGUCUGGGAAAAUGUAGUAUGUUGACUGAUGUAAAAACAAAAAAAAAAAAAAUAAAAACUAAUUGGCGACACAUGUAUGACCGACAACAUCAUUGUUGGCGCUUAAGAAAAAGUGAUAAUGCAAAUUUUCUUUUCGAAUCCUUUUCUGCAGUUAAAACACAAAAAAAAA